This is a messenger RNA of Tuber melanosporum (Perigord truffle), 1994 nucleotides long. RefSeq lists its product as uncharacterized. The record is from RefSeq and is a predicted model, not a curated record. Bases 855 to 1112 code for a protein of 85 amino acids. NCBI's taxonomy places the organism in Eukaryota, Fungi, Ascomycota, Pezizomycetes, Pezizales, Tuberaceae. The transcript has 2 exons.
AACCCCUUCGUUUGUGUGCGUUGAUAUACUUGGAUAGGUGAGUUAACCAGUGGACGCCAUGAUAUUGGUCAAACUUCCAUAUGUACCCCUUCCGGAAAAAUGAAAAAUCGCAAAGCAUUGACGGAAUUUCCUCCCUUUGCAAUCGAUACACCCCAGCUGCAUAAUAUUAUUAGAAACGGCCAUUCAUUAGGAAUGCUCACGUCUAGCCCUGGUAUCCGAGUACCUCGGGAGGCCCUGCUACAGAGUGAUGGUUAUGGUUAGGACUUCAAUGGGGGAUAUAUUGAUCGUGCGAUUGUCAAAUCGACCUGAUCAAACACCUCCCAAUCCUUCAUAAUAUCAAGUAGGCAGAAUUAGGCCACGGUACCGUGACGUUCCACCCCCUUGCUAUUACAGCUUUUACCCGCUAUCUUUCGUUGGAGAGCUUUAUUCCCCUUCACGACAAGCCCACCUUACUCCCCUAUCACCUGAUACGCAGGAUCAAGCCAAAAACCGUACAUCGACUCUCGACAAACCAUAACAAGCACGAUGACAUCGAACUUCUGACACCAUAUCAAGAAGCCACAAGACAGAUAAGAAAAUCCAUCCCCCACGCCCACUCCAUAUUACAAUUCACACCUAACACACAUGACACCAUGGCCCACCGAAACCCCAAAAGGACGUCCAAUAGAAGAGAGAUGAACUAGGAUCCACAGGUCAACCUUCCUAAUAUGAUACCGUAACCAGCAUAUCCACACGUUUUCCCGCUACCAAAAUCUAAAGCACGACACGCUACUAGCCGCCCGCUCCCGAUCCCAAUCCCGAUCCCAAUCUCCUGAUUCACGGUCCCACAACCCUAGAGAGACUUCAUAGGAGCUAUGCUACUACUACAGAAACAGGGUGAUACUGCCAGCGGACUGCGGGGUGUACGAGCGCCCAGAAUGCAGCCACUCAACCUAUUUAAUUCUACCUUUGUUGCAAAAUCCCUCACUUCUUAUAGCUUUGAGCUCGUUUUUAUGAUGGCGUUGAUAAGGACUAGUUCAGGUGAAGACAUACCCCCCCGCUCCACCAAAAUCAAAGACGUCAGAGUGUGUGAAUCCCUAGAGCCAAGGGGGAAGGAUCGGGAUACUAUAUGACCGCCGGAUAAUGACCUGGGUCCACUUGCAGAUUUGCACAUCGCAGGAUGUGAGGGUUUUUAAUUACCGGUAAUAUUAUUCAAGUGCAGAAAAAAACCCCAGGAUGUUGCGGAUUCCCCGGUCACACAACAGGCCACCCGCUGUCUUAUCGUUACCCCGCUUCCUUCCUCUCUCGAUAAGAUCCCUACGCAGCGGGGUCGUUUCAAAUGGCUAUUGAGGUAAUUUAAGAAUGAGUUGAUGGUAUAUAAUAAUUCGACUUUCCGCCUCUAGAAUGCCACACAUCCGUCUAAUCGCAACUCAAGUCGCCUUGCUGCCCCGGAUUGAAGCUCCAAGGCAAGAGCCAAAAGUUCGGACAGGUGAGAAAUCCACUAGAGUCUCUAUGGGAUAAUGGCUAAUCACUUUGCUCAAUAAGAACGUUAAAAAGCGACCCUUUUAAACGUAGACAAGGUCCUAGGGAGCGGCGCCACUCUGUCUACCACUGCCUAACUUUCAACCUUCUGAAUGAAAUGGCCUUUAGAGACGAUACCAAAGGCUCAUGAAAGCAGGAGGAAGCUACGGGGCCCAAAAUAUCAACGGGAGAGGCGCUUUGCGAGCAAAAUGCCAACUACGGACCAACAUCGCAGACCCGGACAACAAGCUGCCAAAAGGUCCGAAACGACUAUCUCGUGAAAAGGCCGGCUUUCCGGAACAGGAAUGGAGCGGGUCAAGAGAACCCAUCCAGCCCAAAGGGGUCGAAGUAGAGAAAAUAUCGGGGGUGGGAAUCUGAGAAUCUCGAAUCACGAGGAUGCGGGGUGUGACAGUAGGGCGGGGGUAAUGGCCCCUCUGCCAGCAUGAACGACCCAGCUCGAUAUCAGACUACACAAUACACACGAUCUACAUUUG